GGUUGGUGUAGUAGGUGCAUUGUGAUAUCCCUAGUUACAGCAGUUUUCUUUAUAAUUUUUGAAUAUAAGUUGUUCUAUAUGACAGAUGAAAAUGCUCUAUCUGAAAACCGGAUACAAAUGUUAAUGUCGAAACCGAAGACAUUUAAAGUUAAGCAUAAAAUAUGUCCAAUGUUUGAAUGCGGAACAUGUGGAAUUGGCAAUGCAAUAUUUCAGUUCGCUUCAGCUUUUGGUAUAGCCCUCCAUCUCAACAUGACACUCGUUAUUACAGAAAAUGACCUCUUUAACACAAUAUUUGAUAUCAAGGACAAGAAUAUACAAAAACAUAACAGCAGACAUAUUUGUGAUAAAAUGCCGAUUAUAACAGAGAAGUUUGGGUGUUGUGCUUACGACAGCAAAUUCAGGGAACUUAAUUCAUCACGUGAUUAUAGACUUAGACAUUAUUUGCAUUCUUGGAAGUAUUUCCAUGGAUACGAAGACAGGAUAAGAAAAGUGUUGGUGUUUAAACGUCAUCUACUUACUUAUUCAGAAAACGUAAUCAAGAAUUUGAUAUCAAAACACGGAUUUCAUUCAAGAUCAGAUACCAUAACUGUAGGUAUACAUGUUCGUCGCGGCGAUAUGGUUAAAAAGUUUCAACGCGGUUACAAUGUUCCUACGAAAAAUUAUUUUGCCAGCGCUAUUCGUUAUAUGUCUUCGAAAUUUAAUAAAACAAUUUUAUUUAUUAUUGCUUCCAACGAUAAAGAAUGGACAUCAAAGAAUGUUAUUUCAAACAAAGACUUGAAAAAUUACAAGAUUGAAUUGCUGACUAAUAAUAAACCAGAAGUAGAUUUCACGAUUCUUUCAAAUUGUAAUCACGUGAUAACAUCCGUUGGAACUUUCGGUUGGUGGAUGGGAUGGAUAGCAAAUGGAUUGACUAUAUAUUAUAAAUGGCCUGCCAGACCCAAUACAUUUCUUGGUUCUCAAUAUAAUAAGAACUUCACUGAUUUCUUUUAUCCUGAUUGGGUAGGAAUUCCAUAGUAAAUAAAAACACAACACA
Messenger RNA from Mytilus californianus (California mussel), 1033 nucleotides. RefSeq names its product galactoside alpha-(1,2)-fucosyltransferase 1-like. Gene Ontology annotation, molecular function: galactoside 2-alpha-L-fucosyltransferase activity. The transcript has a single exon. Bases 79 to 1014 code for a protein of 311 amino acids. Gene Ontology annotation, cellular component: membrane. Gene Ontology annotation, biological process: carbohydrate metabolic process. The record is from RefSeq and is a predicted model, not a curated record. Lineage: Eukaryota; Metazoa; Mollusca; Bivalvia; Mytilida; Mytilidae.